CGUUGCAGGUGCAAUGGCUCGGAGUUACUGAUAGCCCGGCGUCUUCACAAAUCCAUCCCCUUCUGCUCCUUCCUUCCAUCUCCACACGCUGUUUUUCUGCUUACCUUUUACAUUUUGCUGUGCUGCCGUCGUCUAAACUAGGUGUUGCAUCCUGCAGUCUUGCCUGGUUUUGCGGUGCCUCUUAAAGAAACACCCUACACUUUUUUUCUUUCUUUCUUUUUGAUUUCUCAAUGCUUCUCUGAAUGGAUUACGUUUUUCCUAAUCAAAGAGUUAUUCAUUAACCCUUGGGAUUGGGAAAUGGAUGUUUAACUAGCUGCUGGAGGACAGCGAUAUGCGUUUUAACUCUUUUGUGGCUGAGAAACCCGUUUGAUUGAGUGGAGGAUGUCUUCUCUUCAUGCUCAUGACAAGGAAAGAGGGAGAGAAUGAGAUUAACAAAAAAAUUCACGAUACGAGUUUCUUUAUCACAUCUGGGGGCUGUGUGAGUCAAGCAAGUAUAAUAAAACUGGGGGGAAAGCGUUCAGGAUGGAUUUACGUGAUUCUAAAGGAUUUACCCUUUGAUUGGGGAUUGAAGAAGAAUUGGCAAAUCCCUUUUUAAUUUUAUUUUUUCCUCGGAAGAUUGCAAAGGUGGAGCGAUUAGAAAAGGCUGAUGUUGGACCUAUUAAUCCUGUCUGUGCACCAAAAGCACCAAAACGGCUUGGAAACCUUUGGAUGGAAAUCAAGCGGGUGUUUGGACCUGUUCUUGGUUUUAUAUGAAACUGGUGAUUAAUACUAGUUACCCAUUGGAUUGACAGUAAUACUUGGAAAAAAUACUUUUGGGUGACAUCGCAGUGGCUAACAUUUUUUUUUAAUUUUCCAAUAUAAUCAAUCAUUUCCACUUGAAGAGUUUCUGUAUCUAAAUGGAAUUAGUUGAGAUUGAAGCCCCUUGUGAAAGGAACAGACAUGGUACAUGGGCACAGUUUGUUUUACGUUGCUGCAAGUCUCAUCAUACUCGGGUUGUCCGGGGCAACAAAGAAAGAAGCAGUGAAAAACAAUUCAGGAGUCCAGCCAGCAGGUCAAUGUGGGACCUGGGUGAAGGAACCAGAAGGGGGGUUGUUCACCUCUCCAAAUUACCCCAACAAAUACCCCCCAGAGCGAGAGUGCAUUUACAUUAUUGAAGCUGCCCCUAAACAGUGCAUUGAUCUCUACUUUGAUGAGAAGUACUCAAUUGAGCCUUCAUGGGAAUGCAAAUUUGAUCACAUUGAAGUUCGGGACGGGCCGUUCGGCUUCUCUCCAAUCAUCGGACGGUACUGUGGUCAGCAGAGUCCGCCCUAUAUCAGAUCUAGUGGCCGCUAUCUUUGGAUAAAAUUUGUUGCUGAUGGUGAAUUGGAGGCUACUGGAUUUUCUGCAACAUACAACUUCACUCCAGAUCCUGACUUUAAAGAUCUGGGAGUCCCGAACCCUCUGCCCUUCUGCGAGUUCGAGAUGGGGGGACCUGAAGGCAUUGUCGAGUCACUGCAGAUCGCGAGGGAUGGCAAGGCCUUGCAAACCGAGGCCGUGGACUGCAGGUGGUACAUCAGGGCCCCACCGCGGUCGAAGAUCUACUUGCGGUUUCUCGACUACGAGAUGCAGAACUCGAACGAGUGCAAGCGCAACUUCGUGGCGGUGUACGACGGCAGCGGCUCCGUAGAGGACCUGAAGAGCAAGUUCUGCAGCACAGUGGCCAACGACAUGAUGUUGGCGUCAGCGCUGGGCGUGAUCCGCAUGUGGGCCGACGAGGGGAGCCGCAAGACCCGAUUCCGCAUCCUUUUUACCACUUUUCAGGAGCCCCCGUGUGAAGCAGACACUUUUUUCUGCCACAGUAAUAUGUGCAUCAACAACUCUCUGGUGUGCAAUGGGGUGCAGAACUGUGUCUACCCCUGGGAUGAGAAUCACUGCAAAGAGAAGAGGAAAGCUAACAUUCUGGACAACCUCAACAACACGAACGGGACGAUAAUCGGAGUCACCUGUUGUAUCGUGAUUAUCCUACUUAUCGUCUCUGUCAUAGUUCAAAUAAAACAGCCUCGCAAAAAGUACAUAAUCAGGAGAGAGGACUUCGACCCGACUAUGUUUCAGGAGGUUUUUGAGCCCCCGCACUAUGAACUGUGCACGUUGCGCAGCGCCGCAGCCUCCGCCGAGCUGGUGGACCUGGCUGACGACUUGGAGACCUACCAUAAACUCAGGCGCUCCUCCUCCCGAUGCAUUCACGACCAUCACUGUGGAUCCCAGCUGUCCAGCGUCAAGGGCAGCCGCAGUAACCUCAGCACGCGGGAAGCCACCAUCCUGACGGAGAUCCAGCCGCAGCCGGUCAGACCCCUGAUCCCGCCCACCAAUCGCAGGAGCAUCCUGGUGAUGAAGCACAGCUACUCGCAAGACGCCACCGACGGCUGCGACCUGGACGACGACAUGGAAGAGGUGCCCACCACAAGCCACAGGCUAUCCCGACACGAUAAAGGAGUACAGCGGUUCUGCCUCAUUGGGUCACUAAGCAAACACGAAUCCGAGUACAACACAACUAGGGUCUAAGAGACAGUCUCAAGACGUCUUGAAUAUAGUGCAAUCCUGGAUGAGUACGAACAAGCUUCACUGCAUUGUGAACACAUGGACCGGAGACAUACACCAGCAUGAUGAUUCGUGGACACUUUAUAGCGAAACACUUUAAAUGUAAUACAUGUUAAUCUAAUAGUGAGACUGACUGGGGGGAUUGGCAAUGGGUACCAUCCGUGAAACUUGAAAUCAGAUGGGCUAAUUCAUUGCCUUUAUUAUUGCUCACCUUUUCUGUUGUUGUGAAUUUACUGGAAAGAUAUUGAAACAGCCAAUUUAGUUCUAAUAAAAGAAAAAACUAUUUGAGUAAUUUUAGGAAUUCUCUUGCUUAAAGGAUUCUUCAGUUUAAAGAAAAAAAAAAUAAAACCUUUGUUCUGGAUGAUUUUUUACGAAAGGCAUGGCAAUUCCCCUUUAUGUUUUACGAUGCAAUUCCUUUGUUAAAGGCUUAAAAUCUGUACCUUUCUAAGAAAUAUGUAAAUUAUUUCUUGUAUUAACUAUUUCUAACUACAUUUUUCUACAGAAAUUUCACAGUUGUAGAAAAUAACGUGUGCAUGUCUUUAUAAUUCUUUAAAACUAAGAAUGUUAAUAUGUUUAUCAGUACUUAUUCACAUUCAUUCACUUUCUGACUGAUUGGGUUCUUCAAAAUAGGUUAACAUAAUUUGAUCAUAUUAAUCCUGAAAUAAGAAAAUGCAUGCUAAAAGAUUAACAUAUAUAUUCCAAACUGGUUAUAAAUAACACAUAGAUUUAUUGUUUAAUUUAAUUAUAUUUUCAGUUCUUUUCAGUGCAGAUAUCUUCACAUGUAACUUGUGUAUCCUGGCAGCAUGUGACCUAUCUAAGCAAUUAAAAAAAAACUUUUCUAAUGCAAAUAUUAUGAAGCAGAUCAGCUCUUAACCAGGAGGGUGCCUUUCAGAGCAGAUUUUCCCAAUAAAUCCUUUCUUAAAAUAAAUCUAAUUGAUUUUCUGUGAACAUUUUCAUAAAGUUUUGUUGCUUAUUUGCUCUGCCUUGUCUGCACUAUUCAUUUGUAUGCCAAGACAAGCAGUGAUAUCACCAGCACGCUCCAAGAUGUGGCUUUUGAGCAGAACUCCAGAUGGCAACGCGGUUGAGGAGCUAAAUUGCCAUUUUGCAACUGGAAUAGUUAUAAAGAGCAUUAUAGUCACAAUGCUUGUUGCAUAAUAGGAAAGUGAACAGGGUGUGAAUCUGUAAUCAUCCAACAAAUUACAAGAUGUUUUCAAGAGUGUGAUGUAAAGAAGACCUAAGUUUAGCUCAGAAAGUGGUUAAGCAAUUAUAGGUAUUAAGAAAGUUAACAAUAUAAUAUGUAAGGAUGCAUAAGCAACAUUAUAUACACAUAUAUAUUUUAGAUUAGGAGUGCUUUAUUGUCAUUGUAUAAAAAUUGAAUUGUGUAAGACUUGGGGCAUACAUCACGAAGUAGGGUUUGUUGAUUAGCCAGAUUAUCUGUCACAUUUAAGGUAGUCCUGGCUAAAUGUAAGUGAAUGACAAUAAAGUAUAUUUAAACUGGGGUAACUGUACUUUAAAUACGACAAGUUAUUUAGCUAACCAACAAAUCUCGCUCUGUGACAUAGGUCCCAGAUGCUAAGAUUAAGGUCAGAUGACAUGACACAAUCGGUUGAUUUGUAAACAAAACUGAGACGGUAUAUUCAAUCAAGGAAUCCGCCUUCCAACUGCAAAUCCUGGACAGGGGCACAGGAGACUAUCUCUGGGGUGGGGGGACAUGAGGCUGGUGUAUACCCUAGAUGGGAUGCCAGUCCAUCACAGGGGACACACACUCCAUGGGCAAUUUAGAGAUACCAAUUAGCUUGACCAUAUUUCUUUGCACUGUAGGAGGAAACAAGUGAUAAGCCACAGAACACCACAUACAGUAGGAGGCAGUCAUACUGUCUGCCAAGCCACUGUGCCUCGCAGAUUAAGGAACCAUGAACGCUAAAAUAUUCAAGCACAAAAUGAUAGUAGCCUGAUGUAGUGGCCUGCUUACUGCUGCCUGUAUUUAUUAAUAAACUGCAUGAGUAUUGCCAAUCUGACCAACAUCAAAAACUGAAGAUGCAAAAGAAAAUUCUCUUAACACUAUCUUCCAGUUUUUCAAAUUAAGGGUGAUCUCAUCGCCAGCUGAAAAUGAAUCUGUACUUUGAUAUUCCUUCCUGAUGAAUUCCAGUGUGCUCAUUAGAAAUUAUGCUUUUCAGUUCCAGAAGCUUUUACAUCAUGAAACUCGAAAAAAAUUGAGUUAUUUGUGGCCCAUAACUGAUGCCAGAUAAACAGAAAAAUAUGUAUAUGUCUAAAAACAUUAAUAUUUUUGAAUGCUCAGGCAAUUUCUUUAGGGAGACUGUCAAAUUUGCUUUUGUGUGGAUAGGUGCUAUGACUGACAUUUGCUGCAUAAUAUAACAAAUAAUAGUAUGUAAUAAGCUGCUAAAUAAACUGACAUAUACUGGCUAAUAGUGACUCAAACAUUUCUAACUAUAACAAAAUUAUGAAUUAAUAAAUCCAUAUUUAUGGAAUUUAAGUGUAACGUCUUUGUCUGUCCCAUAUUAUUAUUAUUACAUUUUGGCAAAAAGCCCCGUUUUUAUUGAUUCUUGAAUGUGAGUCUGUCGUUUUGAUCAUUUUAGUUUGCAAUUCAGUUGACAUUAAAUGCUGAUGUGUUUCUUAUUCUUUUGGUUUGAUUCAUAUAUAUACAAUCCCUUUGUUCUUUUUUUCCAACUUUUUCUCUGUGUACAGUUGACCAUUAAUUUGCAAGUGCUAUGUUAAGAUUGUAAUUAAUGUCUUGACUUGAAAAAAGUUUAUGUUAAAUAUUUAUCUCUCGUCUGUUUCAUUCCAACCAUGCUUUCAAGUAAGUAACAAUUAUGAUACAUUGUAACAAAAUAAUAUGUAUGAAAAUUAAGAUGCAAGGUGGUUUAUGCAAUACAUCACGUCAUUACACAUUUCACAGGAAGAUAACGAUGGUCCCUUAUAUACCCUUAUAACUAGUUACUAACAAUUUAUACAUACAGCAUUUUAUAUAUGUAUGUGUGAUGAGCAAAAGCACAAAAUAACAUGGUGUAUAAAAAUAUAAAAAUGCUAUAUUAAAAUGCAAUGUUUGUUGUAAUAUCCAUAAUAACAAAUAUAGCGUCAGUGAUUAGUUGUGACAAGACCCCACGCUCUUUAUGAGAAUCACGAGGACUGUGUUUUAUAACACCUUAUAUAAACCUACUGAAACGGGUCUAUUUUCUACAGUGAUGUGUGGAUAUCUGUGUGCUUGAUCACGUUGUUUAGAAGAAUGGAAUGUGCGUAUUUUUACUCAUCUUGAAAUUGUUGAUAAAAAAACAUAUACAUUAGAUUUUUAUUAACGUAAGUAUAAACACCACUGUAGUUCCCAUGUGAAGGAGGCGUCUUCAGAAAAAUAGGUGAUUACUGAAACUAACAGUAUUUUCAUUUUCCUACAGGCAGAUACAUCCACGCUCUACAUCUUGCCAAGUUUGACAACUUACGGAACUAACUCUUAAACCCUGCAUCUACCAUGAAAGAACUGUUGCUUUAUGUGACUUUACCAAUUAACUGUUAUCAAGGGGAAAAAAAUAUACUUUUUCUUAAUUUGUGAAUGCGUUGAGUCUUUUCUUUGUUCAAAGAUGUAAAGCAUUUGCUUGUGUUUUUUGAAAACUGUAUGGCCACUGAAUUUGAGAAGGAUUUUUCAAAGAUUUUUGAAACAAUUUCUUUCAAUAAUCAGUAACUUACGUGCACAUUAAAUGGGAUCUGAACAUGUCAAACCGAAUGAUUUUUAAACUUUUAAACUAUUCAUUUGGAAGUUAAAAUUGAAUAUUCUGGUGAAAUUCUGUUUGGAAUCCCUUAAACCCAGUUAAGAGUGAUUGAGUGUUCCAUAUCUUACGUAAGCAAAUCACAGAUUGUGUUUCCUGCUAAAGAUGACUGCCCUUACGGGAUUAGCAACAAAUAACCACUGUAUGUACUGUAUGUUGUGUAGGUUCUUAGAUUAGGAGAGGCUCAAAUGAGGACAGUGGAAACACUGCAGUAGAAUUCGCUGGCAACUUAUAACUUGGGGACGAAAAGUUUAAAUUUAGUGAAUUCUGCUUUCCAUUAAUUCUUUAUUGGAUAUCAAACCUGGGAUUAUUUCAGGUGGAAUAUUGUUAGAAAAAUGAACAGUUGCCACAGCAUUUUACUAAAUAAAGUCUUGAUAGUUAAUAGGGCUCAACUACACAUUUGAAAAUUAUGGUCUGCAAAAUUUUUUGUCGUUUAGAAAACACAAACUAUAUUUAGUGUACCAGUAAACGAUUGAAAUGAUAAAUUUAUUAUGUUAGGGCAUUUCCCAGACGCAAGA
Molecule: messenger RNA, 6874 nt
Organism: Brienomyrus brachyistius
Lineage: Eukaryota; Metazoa; Chordata; Actinopteri; Osteoglossiformes; Mormyridae
Gene: neto1l
Product: neuropilin (NRP) and tolloid (TLL)-like 1, like
Exons: 11
Coding region: 940-2541 (533 amino acids)
Molecular function (GO): protein binding
Source: RefSeq, a predicted model, not a curated record